Porites evermanni is the source of this 2413-nucleotide messenger RNA. The record is from the annotation of a GenBank genome assembly. Lineage: Eukaryota; Metazoa; Cnidaria; Anthozoa; Scleractinia; Poritidae.
GCAGAGACGGGAAGGACGGCAAAGACGGUAAAGAUGGAAGAGAUGGUAGAGAUGGAAGAGAGGGUCCCGCGGAACCCCGAGGAAUUGCGGGACCACGAAGUAUGACCAGUCUCUCCCCGGAGAAGAUGAGUUUCAAAUGUGCGAUGGAAAAGUAGCCAAAAGUCAAUAUGACGCUUACCAUUCCUCAAACAUUCCUGAACACAUUUCUCAUUAAUUUCUUUUCGAGUUUUCAGUCCACUCUGAUUAUUCUCUCUUCUCUCUGGUCAGAACAUGAUGUGCUUUUUGUAGCGAUCAAAAACUCGACAUAAUACAGACUGUUAUGUUUUCUGUUUAUUUCCGCGGUCCUCGACCGACUUAAAAGAUCAAUUAUUUUCGUGCUUUUGUUGCAGCUUCUCCUUCUUAGAUAUAGAUCUGGUAGAUGUUUUAAAUGUUAGUGCUUUAUUGGUGACACGGACAAGACCUAGAAUGAACAUGAUGCAAACCGCUGAUCAUGAUAAGGAAAUGCAAAUUGCAACUCAAAACUGAUUUUAAAGAUUAACCUUGCUUCUCUCCCUCCAUACGAAAACUUAUCCACUAUAAUUCUUUUUAAACAGGACAGAUUGGUAAAACAGGAAGUGUUGGCCCUCAGGGUCCCCCCCGGACAACCAGGAGAUAAGGGAAAGGGACUGUCUGGGGUGAAAUACGUUCGCUGGGGAAGAACCAACUGCUCUGGAGAUGCAACAGUGGUGUACAAUGGUACUAGGAGGAAAUUUUAUUUGUCUUCUGAAUUAUUGGAUUGACCAAUUGAACUUACUGUUAGAGUUAUAUAUCAGAGGAAUGCAGCUUGCGCGAGUUGUUAACGCGUCUUAGUCCCGUUCGGACCACAAUCAGACCUUGUUUCUCGAUUAUCCUACAUUGUUUAAAAUCCUCGAACAGUCCUGAAGAAACGUCAGCUUUUCAAUCCUCCUACAAUGGCCAAUCUGCGUUGAAAAAAAUAAUAAUGAUGAUGAUGUUAAAACAAAGCAAAAAUCUUUAUUAACAUAUGAUCAAUUUAUGAUUUACAUUCCACUAUCAUAGACUAAAAUUUUGAUGAAAUAAAAAAUUAAAAGAUCCUAAAACAUUAAUUUACAAGCUCACGCCAUUAUCGACUUUCCAAAAUUAGCGGACACACGCUUGCCUAUCUUUUAAGCGGCAGUCAAAACUAAUUAAUCUUUGUAUUUCACUCCUUCUUCGACGCAACACCACACAGUUUCUUAAGAAACUAACCCUUUCGUUCAUCAGUGCUUACUUGAAAAUAGCCAUCUUUUUGCCUCCUGCCAGUUGGGUUUUUUGACCCUGUAAAAUUCUAUUUGCGGCGCUAUUUGUUUCUUGUCAUGGAGAAUCUAGCAGCACUUACAUACAUACAUACAUACAUACAUAUAUACAUAUCCUUUAUUUAAACACGAUAAGUGUGAUUUAAAGCUCAAAGCUUGUGGGGUCGUGUAAAAAUAAUUACAAAUGGAUAAAACUAUGUAAAAAAAAAGAAUAACAUUACUUACAAAAUACAACUACAAUAAAAGUUACCUCUAAGUAAAUUUUCACCAUAAACAGAGAGCUGUAAGCUUUUUACCUUUAUAUUAUCAGCAUUAUUACAAAGUAAAACACAGCACAUCAAUAGUAGAACAAAAGCGCUAAACAAAUUCGUUUUUGAGGGCGUUUUCACCCUGGCUGCUAUUUUAAGGCCUCUAGCAAUAUUUCGAACGUGGUAGCUGCAUGGUGGGGGAAGCAUUUCAUUCUCACUGUGUAGGCAUGAUUUUCUUUUACAUUUCUUCCUUAAACGUCAAAGUUGAAUGAUAGAAGGGGCGGCAGUUAGUGAGGGGGGGAGCAGUAUUCCCAACAAUUAACAUUGUGUAGCUACGAAUGGUUAACUCGUAAUCGAACCUAAUUAUCGCCGAGCUGAAGAUAUAUAUUCGCGGUUACAUAAUUUGAUUUACUGUAGGUGUGAAAGAAAUCAUUUUAAAGAACAAAAAGUUUAAAAUAACUUCUCUUUCCUUAAGGUAUAAUGGGUGGCGAACGUUACACUCACACUGGAGGUGGAGUGAACUAUCUUUGCCUUCCACACAAUCCAAAGUACGACAGAUACAGCGACGGUAAUCAAGACCAAGGAUAUAUUUACGGCACCGAGUUUGAAGUUAGUUCCUACAGUGGGUAUCCUUUCAGACGAAAUCUCCAUGAUCAUGAGGCGCCUUGUGUUGUCUGCUAUGUCAAAUCACGUGGUUCAAUGCUGAUGAUGCCCGCACGAAAUGACUGUCCAUCUGGAUGGACCGAGGAGUAUCAUGGGUAUCUAAUGACUUCAUAUCACGGUCACAAAAACCAAAAAGACUUCGUCUAUGUUGACAAAGACCCUGAGCUUGUUCCUGGGAGCCAGGAUAACAAGAAUGGUGCCUUACUGUAC